Cyprinus carpio (common carp) is the source of this 3040-nucleotide messenger RNA. Its product is annotated as E3 ubiquitin-protein ligase RNF169-like. Gene Ontology annotation, biological process: double-strand break repair. Gene Ontology annotation, cellular component: nucleus; site of double-strand break. NCBI's taxonomy places the organism in Eukaryota, Metazoa, Chordata, Actinopteri, Cypriniformes, Cyprinidae. The record is from RefSeq and is a predicted model, not a curated record. Gene Ontology annotation, molecular function: nucleosome binding; ubiquitin-protein transferase activity; metal ion binding.
CGUUCCGCCACCGCUGCAUGUGACGCCAUGGCUGGGCGGGGUUUGUUUUCAAACCCAGGCACAUACCAAUGAAGAUGGCGGCGGUGGGGUCCGCCAAAUCCGCUGGACUGGGGCAAGGAGGCAAAACCAGGCCUGGCACUCUCGCUGCUCCUCUGAGUCUGGAGGAGGCCCGGUGUCCGGUGUGCUCCGAGAUUCUGCUGGAGCCGGUAACGAUGCCAUGCGGACACUCGGUGUGCCUGCAUUGUUUCCAGCGGACGGUGAAGUUAAUCAGUCUGUGCUGUCCUCUGUGCCGGCUGCGAGUGUCCAGCUGGGCCCGUAAACAGUCCCGGGAGAAGAGCCUGAUCAACACCGAGCUCUGGGAGCUGGUCCGCCGCAGUCAUCCGGAGAGAUGCAGGCGGAGGCUGGAGCAGAGAGACCGAGAGAUCGCGGACGGAGAAAUUUUUCGUGCACCUGUACCAAUUCAUAAGUCUGGAGAAAUGCGUCAAGAGUACGAGAAACAAAAGAUGAAGGGUGGAGGCACUGAAGAAACUGAAGAGAGAAAGAAGAAAAUCCACAGAAAAGAAGAGUGUGGGAUGCUGAAACACUGUCAAUAUCCUUUCUAUGGAGUGUCAGACUCUGAGAACGAAGAGCCGGUGGGAAAGAGGACCCGACAUGUUUCAGCAUUUGUGCGAAAAACAAGAUGCUCCCCUGCUUUCAAUAGAGGUUGUCUUCAUAGCAGUGCAGUCCAGAGGAGCAGGAGCUGUACAGAUUCUGAGGAUGGAAGAGGAAAAAACAGAGGUCACGCACAUCAUGCCGUUCCUGACAAGGCUAGCAUCACACAUAGUUACAACGCUGGAAUCCUUCUGUCCUCGGAGAACAGUUGCUCUUUCUCAGCCUCGGUACUGAGCUUAGAUAAGAGACACCACUGGCGGGGCAUCCACACCUCAUCCGCUUCGCUCGUGCUUCAGACCAAACCAGAGAGGUCUAUUAGCCCCGAGAGCAAUGACAGCAUAUCAGAAGAACUCAACCAUUUCAAACCUAUUGUCUGCUCACCGUGCACUCCACCCAAAAGGCUGCCCGACGGGCGACUUUUGGAACCAACCAUUGUGAAGUCAACCCCAAGGAACUUGACACACACUCUGCACAAGUCCACAAGCUACGAGGCCAGCCCAACCAUCUUGCAGAAGUGGAAGCAGAUUGAAGUUGAUCGUCAGUGCAUCAAGGUGACCUCAAAAGGUACAGUCACAAGUCCAAUCGCAGAGGAUAUUAGCCUUAAACUGAGACCUGUAGAAGAACGGGACAGCCGACUCUGCAGCUGUGCUGUAGCCAAGGACAGCUUGCAAGAUCAUCAGUGCAUUUGUGAAUCAAGUGCUAAGGAUCAGAAGGAUAAACCUGUAGUCUGUAAUAAACGACGGCUUAUAUUUGAUCAGUGUAACAAAGAAGAAGGUACGCAGCCAGCUAGCGCUCACAUCAGGUCGACAACUCAAACCAUUGCAGAUACUUCAUCCGCAAAAGGGCGAAGCAAAUGUGAAGCACUCUGUAAACCCACAGAAAUUUGUGAACCGAUGCUUGAUAAACACGCUGGACACUGUAAUCAGGGUACUGUAGAGAACCCAGAGAACUUCAUAAAUGAGCCUAUCACCAGGAGCUGUGUACUUAACAGACCUACCUCAAGAAGGGGCAAAAAGAGAAGCCACAAAACCAAACAUCUGGAAGAGACCCUACAGACAAAAAUGUCCCGGACAGAUGUCUGUGACAGGCUUGAUGAUCUGAUUGUCCAGCAAAUGAAUCAGGAAAAGGAGGACAGAGAACUCGCACUAAAGCUACAAAGACAGUUUGACAGAGAAUGCAGAAAAGUAGACCGGCACAAAACAAGUCGUAACAAAUACGAACUCCGGUCCUGGGCUAUAAAAGAUGGGUCGGUAGGACACAGUACACGCAGAUCAGGAAGAGUCUCCAAAUGAAAUGAGCACUUUAGCUACGGCUGUUAAAGGAACCUCCGGUUAUGGUAGUGUUUUAUUGUAAUGAUUUGUCACAGUCACAAACGUUUUCUUUGUUGAGGCACUACAGAGGUUGGAUAAGUAUUGCAAGAUAAGGUAUUUACUUUUUUGACUUUUCAUCCAAAGCAACUUGUGUGAAUCGAGUCCACCAAGAGCAGAGGUGCCAAUCCUGUUCCCGGGGAUCUCGCAAAGUUUAGCUCCAACCCUGAUCAAAUACAACCGAGCCAGCCAAUUAAGAUCUUCAGGAGCAUUUGGUAAUUACAGACCGGUGUGUUGGAUCUGAACUCUGCAGGUAGAUCUCCAGGAACAGGAUCGGGCAACCUUGACCUAGUGCCUUUGCUCGGGGCAAAAUGGUGGUAGGACAAGUGUGGACUCUCAGGAACUUUCCUAUUUAUGGGGAUCUAGAUUUUAAGCUGAAAUGUUUUGUUCCAAGCUCUCUUAUUGUUAAACUGGCUUCUACUGCUCAAAAAGAGAGGAAAUUAGGUGUAUGUUGUUUGGGGGAAGAAAAAUGUACUAUUUAUAAGAACUCUGAAAGGCUUUUUAGUACUUCAAGUCAUAGAUGACAGUACUCCUUACAAUCUCUUUGUGUUCAUCACAAUUGCUCCUCAAGAAGUUUGUUUGCAUGUUUAAAAGUUAUCAUAGGACAUUUGUUGAAACAGGUGUUUGUACAAAAAUUGUAGCAUAACCCUUUUUCUUUGGCAUAUUAUUAUUAUUAUUAUUAUUAUUAUUAUUUUACAAUUUAGGUGUAAAACGGUAAAAGUGGCAGCCUUCGGUCAGAAAACUACUCUACACAAGUACAUAGACGCAAAUGCUUGUUCAACAAAUUGCAAGACCAAGGUCUUGUUGUAUGUGACAUCUUUACUUUGUUCUUGUUGUACUGUGGUGGAAACAAACCUCAGUACUCAAGGCAGUGAUAUAAUUGCCUUCAAAUGUUUGUGCCAUAAACCAUGUUGUAUUAUUUUUUUUAGCUAGCUAGCUAUGAACGUGUUGGCAGUUAAAGGCAGGGUAGGUAGUUUGGUAAAAAAAAAAAAAGUUUAUAUUAGUUGAAAGUGUCUUCACAU